AUGGUGGGUGGCACUGCAGAGGCAGAGUCCUCAAUGGUGGUGGCUCUGCAGGGACAAAAGAGGGCUGACCCUACUGAGCUGAAAGCUAUUUUCAUAAAGUAUGCCAGCAUCCAGAAGAACGAUGAGGCCUUCAUGUCUCCAGAGGACUUUGUGGCCCGGUUUCUCUAUGCACACACUGACAUCAGGCUGUCUGACGAGGCCACCUCACUGCUGGCUGGGGUGGUGGACCAGAAGAAAGAUGGGUUGAUCUCCUUCCAGGAAUUUGUGGCCUUUGAGUCAGUCCUCUGUGCUCCAGAUGCGCUCUACGUGGUUGCCUUCCUGCUGUUCGACAAGACGGGCAAAGGAGCAGCCACCUACGAGGACGUGAAGCAGGUCUUCAGCCAGACCACCAACCAUCAGCACAUCCCCUUUAACUGGGAUUCUGAGUUCAUGCGGCUGCACUUUGGCAUGGAGAGGACCAAGCACCUCAGCUAUGGAGAGUUCACCCAGUUCCUCCUGGAGAUGCAGCUGGAGCAUGCGCGGCAGGCCUUUGUUCAGAGGGACAAGGCCCACAGCGGCUCCAUCUCCGCCCUGGACUUCAGGGACAUCAUGGUCACCAUCCGGCCCCACAUGCUCACACCCUUUGUGGAGGAGAGCCUGGUGGCGGUGGCCGGGGGCAGUACAUCUCACCAGGUCAGUUUCUCCUACUUUAACGGCUUCAACUCUCUCCUCAACAACAUGGAUCUCAUUAGGAAGAUCUACACCACACUGGCUGGGAGCAGUAGAGUCCUGGAAGUCACUAAAGAGGAGUUCAUCAUUGCGGCCCAGAGGUUUGGUCAGGUGACUCCAAUGGAGCUGGACAUCCUGUUCCAACUGGCCGACCUCUCUGAGUCCCGGGGCCGUGUUGGUCUGGUGGACAUUGACAGGAUAGCUCCACUGGAGGAGGGGGCCCUCCCAUACAACCUGGCCGAGGUCCAGAGACAGCAACUGUCCGGUGGUGACCCGUCCCGAUCUGUUCUCAUCCAGGUAGCAGAGUCCGCCUACAGGUUUGGCCUCGGCUCCAUCGCUGGCGCUGUGGGAGCCACAGCAGUGUACCCCAUAGACCUAGUGAAGACCAGGAUGCAGAACCAGAGGACCACAGGCUCCCUGGUGGAAGAGCUCAUGUACAAGAACAGCUUGGACUGCUUCAAGAAGGUGCUGCGCUACGAAGGCUUCUUCGGCCUCUAUAGAGGUCUGGUACCACAGCUACUGGGCGUGGCCCCGGAGAAAGCCAUAAAGCUGACAGUGAAUGACUUUAUCAGAGGGAAGACCAGACAGAAAGAUGGAUCAAUCCCUGUACCUGCUGAGAUCCUGGCUGGUGCAUGUGCGGGUGGAUCCCAGGUGAUCUUCACCAACCCUCUGGAGAUUGUGAAGAUCCGCCUGCAGGUGGCUGGAGAGAUCACCACCGGCCCCCGCGUCAGCGCCAUAUCUGUCAUCAAGGACCUGGGUUUCUUUGGCCUCUACAAGGGAGCCAAAGCCUGUUUCCUGCGAGACAUCCCCUUCUCAGCCAUCUACUUCCCCUGCUAUGCGCAUGUCAAGGCCUACAUGAGUGAUGAGGAUGGGAGGAUCGGACCAGGCAAGCUGCUGUUUUCAGGGGCCAUAGCAGGCAUGCCCGCGGCUUCCCUGGUGACCCCGGCCGACGUUAUCAAGACCAGGCUACAAGUGGCGGCCCGUGCCGGCCAGACCACGUACACCGGUCUCGCUGACUGCUUCUGGAAGAUUCUGAAGGAGGAGGGACCACGGGCCUUCUGGAAAGGAGCGGGAGCCCGAGUGUUCCGGUCCUCGCCCCAAUUUGGGGUCACCCUGGUGACCUAUGAACUCCUGCAGAGGUGGUUCUACAUUGACUUUGGCGGACAAAAGCCGUCUGGUUCGGAGCCGACUCCCAAGUCUCGCAUCAGCCUGCCGGCGCCCAGCCCCGACCACAUUGGAGGUUUCAGGUUGGCCGUGGCCACGUUCGCUGGCACCGAGAGCAAAUUUGGACUCCACCUCCCAAGAUACAACGUUCAAGUAACCCCCCCGUCCAAGAAGGACGCCCCUUGA
Messenger RNA from Salvelinus namaycush (lake trout), 2058 nucleotides. RefSeq names its product calcium-binding mitochondrial carrier protein Aralar2. The coding region runs from base 1 to 2058 and encodes 685 amino acids. The record is from RefSeq and is a predicted model, not a curated record. Gene Ontology annotation, biological process: aspartate transmembrane transport; malate-aspartate shuttle; L-glutamate transmembrane transport. Gene Ontology annotation, molecular function: L-glutamate transmembrane transporter activity; calcium ion binding; L-aspartate transmembrane transporter activity. NCBI's taxonomy places the organism in Eukaryota, Metazoa, Chordata, Actinopteri, Salmoniformes, Salmonidae. The transcript has 19 exons.